Labrus mixtus (cuckoo wrasse) is the source of this 2436-nucleotide messenger RNA. It is a transcript of the gene tor3a, whose product is annotated as torsin family 3, member A. The transcript has 6 exons. NCBI's taxonomy places the organism in Eukaryota, Metazoa, Chordata, Actinopteri, Labriformes, Labridae. Gene Ontology annotation, cellular component: endoplasmic reticulum lumen; nuclear envelope. Gene Ontology annotation, molecular function: ATP binding; ATP hydrolysis activity. The record is from RefSeq and is a predicted model, not a curated record. The coding region runs from base 306 to 1409 and encodes 367 amino acids.
AUUAUUUCCAGUUUCACGGAAAGUAAUCACAUUUCCCUUUACGCUAUUGAGUGAGAAACUAGAUGGACGUCAAACUAAAUAUUCAGAGUAACAAGCCCUUCGUAGACGGGCGGAGCUAAGUGACCGCACACAGCGCAAUACAGGAAGUCAAAACAAGCGCCCAUUCUUUGCAAAAUGGGGAGAGGUGGUAAAUAUCCUGCACAGUAGGCCUGCAUGCCACUAGCUCGGUGAAUAAAUGGGAGCUUAGUAUCGAGAAGCGGUGUGUAGUGUGGUUUUGAAGGACUCUUACACCAGCCUCUUCACAGAUGUUGGUGCGGUGUCUGCUGCCUCUGCUCUGGGCUCUGUCCGCAGAGGCUGACUUCUUCCAGUUUGACAGCAUUUCCAAUGUUUCCACCUAUUAUUUUAAUUACUUUUAUUGCAAUAUAUGGGAGGGAGAUUGUCAGCCUAACCAAGACGAUGCUACACAGCAAGUUCCAACCAGGGACAUCUGGGCAGGUUUACCUCAGGACUACGUUAGCCUGCUGCACCAGUGGUACUGUAGUCUGGGCCAGUGCUGCGAAUCUGGAGACUGCAGGAUAACCAACAAUAUUACAGGUCUGGCGAGGGACCUCCAGAAGAAGCUCCACGGGCAGCACCUGGCUCAGUCUGUGGUUCAGAAAGCCAUCCAGGGUUUUAUCAACAACCCAGAAUCUAACAAACCAUUGACACUCUCCUUCCACGGCUGGUCUGGCACAGGAAAGAACUUUGUGGCACGUAUCAUUGCAGAUAACCUGUACCGUGACGGGGUGAAGAGUGAGUGUGUCCGUCUGUUCAUCGCCCCGUUCCACUUCCCACACGCCAGACUGGUGGACACGUACAAGGGCCAGCUAAGAGAGGCGAUCCGCGACAUGGUGCUACGCUGUCCUCAGACUCUGUUCAUUUUCGACGAGGCCGAGAAGCUCCAUCCAGGCCUCAUUGAUGCCAUCAAACCCUACAUGGAUCACUAUGACAACGUAGAUGGCGUUAGCUACCGCAGAGCCAUUUUCCUCUUCCUCAGUAAUAUAGGCGGAGCCACGAUCAAUGAUGUAGCGCUGGACUUCUGGCACUCCGGUCAAAAUCGCGAGGACAUUGGCAUGGAAGACCUGGAGCAUCGGCUACGAGCUGAAACUAUGGAGUCUCAAGGUGGGUUUGCUCAAAGUGAGCUGAUGUCUGGCCACCUGAUCGACUUCUUUGUGCCAUUCCUGCCUCUUGAGUAUCGGCAUGUCAAGCUCUGUGCACGAGAUGCCUAUGCAGCACGAGGUCUGGAGACAGAUGAAGCAACCCUGGAUGAGGUUGCUAAGGCCAUGCUGUAUGUUCCCAAAGAGGAGAGACUGUUCUCAGCCCAGGGAUGCAAGUCUAUACCCCAGAGGAUCAACUUCUUCCUCCCCUAGAACAAGACAGACAGACAGAGAGAGGGAGAGAGAAGCCUGGAGGAUCUGCUGGCCCAUCUGCAUACAGAGCCACUGAGGAGAUGUGUCUCAUCUGCUCUGCUACACGUAACCCCGCCCACCAAAGAUGCAACACGUAUCUGCCCAGGUCCUCCAGAGAAGGCCAGGAAACAGAUUCAGCAGUACAGGAGAGAGCAGCAGAACCCACCCUGCAGACAAAAGAAGUGCCAGAGUGGUGUGGCUGCUCUUCCUCACCAGCCUGGGUUGAAUCCUCACAGAAUAAACACAAAGUAUUAGAGGACAUUAGUGGUUGUGCUGGGUGUCAUAGAGGAACCCUGAGACAUCUUUUCACACUUUUUUAUGUUAGAUAAGGCCAUACUUCAUGUGUCAGUAUUUGCAUGUCAGACAUUGUGAUUAUAUAAGCACUGAUUAUAAGACUUAGUUUGUGCCAUGUUUUAGCAUCUUACUGUACCAGAUACAUUUUGUGAAGCUGUUUAAAUGCACAUUUUGUUUUACUAUAAGUUGUUAGUAAGGUAUAAUGGGAAUGUGUUGUAAACAGUAUGGAGUGUGUAACAGCUAGCAAACAUGGUGCUGUGAUUACAAUGUUACUUAAAAUAGUUACCAAAAAAAUGUGUCAAAAGUAAUGAAUCUAUUUGAAAGUUGUCUUUUUUUGUGUGUAAAUAUGUUGGAUACAGUGCUUGUAAUUAUUUAUUUAUUUUUGUCUGUAAUGCCAUUGUUUUCAUGUGACCUGAACAGAACCUGACACAGGUCUGGGUAUCUUCAACCCUACAUAAUAUAAAAUUGUUAAUUUGGAGUAUAUUUAACACGUUUCUUCUUAAAAUUUCAUCGACUUGCAUAAUUUUUUGUCAUUCAUCAUUCACCUUCACUUCAUCACACAUACUGUAGGCAUUGGCUGGUCUGCUUUAAUGAUCUUGACUCUCAAGCUCUGAAUCACAUUACAAGAAGGUUAAAAGAAGUCAGCUAUCGAAAUAUGGUUGAAAGAAAAUAAACAUCCACAGUAAAUCAACAA